AGACCCACCCACCCCCAGCGCAGAACAAAGACGAAUUUUGGGGCUGAAAUAGAGAGAGUGAGUGAGCAGACUUGCAGCAAGACGCUGAGAAGUGACUGAGAGAAACUAAACAAUGGCGUUGACGGCGUGGUGCGCGGCUGCCAGAUGCUUUCACAAUCGGACGAUCGACGUCGCCUCUCUGCGCGCUCGGGUGCCGUUGGUCCUCGGAGUCGGGUUCGUAUCGGUGGCCGGCUCGAACCUCUGGCGAUCUUCGUCCUCUUCUUUCCGAUCCAAGCCCUUCGCUUGCUUAGCCAUUUCCACUGAUGCUGGUUUAAAGGAGGCUGUGAAAACUGACAAGGCUCCAGCAGCACUGGGACCUUAUUCUCAAGCUAUUAAAGCCAAUAACCUUCUUUUUGUAUCUGGCGUUCUUGGUCUCAUUCCAGAGACAGGAAAGUUUAUCUCAGACAGUGUGGAGGACCAAACAGAGCAGGUUUUAAAGAAUAUGGGGGAGAUUCUGAAAGCUACUGGUGCCAGCUAUUCCUCUGUUGUUAAGACAACAAUUAUGUUAGCUGACUUGAAUGACUUCAAGAAAGUCAAUGAAAUUUAUGCUAAAUACUUUCCAUCACCUGCCCCAGCUCGUUCGACAUAUCAAGUAGCAGCUUUACCUCUAAAUGCAAGAAUUGAGAUCGAGUGCAUUGCAGCACUCUGAAGUAGUUCAAACAGAUUGCAGGAAACUCAAAGCUAGAGCUCAAGCUGGGACUACGUUAGAAUUUUAGAUCUGGAAAUCUGGUUCAAUUAAAAUAAAGCAGCUAAAAGAAAUGAAACCCUACUGAUAUAAGGGGGCGGUUACCUAGAUGAGGAUUCCUAGUAGCAGUUUCUCGGAGUUGGAUUUCAAAUUGAUGUAUGAAGCCUUUUCAGCUAAUCUGAACUUCACUGCCGUCUUUAUGAAUUGCCUGGUGGCUCAACUGUAUGAUCAUGGGACGUUCUUGUCCAAUUUGGAGCCACAUUUUGGGAUUCGGAUUCCAAUGAAGUUCACUUUCAGAGCAUCUGCUUUU
Diospyros lotus (date-plum) is the source of this 1034-nucleotide messenger RNA. Its product is annotated as reactive Intermediate Deaminase A, chloroplastic. Gene Ontology annotation, cellular component: cytosol. NCBI's taxonomy places the organism in Eukaryota, Viridiplantae, Streptophyta, Magnoliopsida, Ericales, Ebenaceae. Gene Ontology annotation, molecular function: deaminase activity. The record is from RefSeq and is a predicted model, not a curated record. Bases 113 to 688 code for a protein of 191 amino acids. The transcript is spliced from 6 exons.